Molecule: messenger RNA, 4548 nt
Organism: Symsagittifera roscoffensis
Lineage: Eukaryota; Metazoa; Xenacoelomorpha; Acoela; Convolutidae
Product: SCO-spondin-like
Exons: 23
Coding region: 1-4548 (1515 amino acids)
Cellular component (GO): extracellular matrix
Molecular function (GO): protein binding
Source: RefSeq, a predicted model, not a curated record
AUGCACCCUCCUCUCCGUACUCCCGUCGAAAGCCCCGCAGAGUUCAAUCAAAUUCUAUCUUCACUCAUGGGUACGGAGUUUGUAGAACCAAACCACGAGCGUACCAUAGCCACUUGUAUCUCGUUCACCAACGUCCACUAUAGGACCUUUGACGGGGUACACUACAACUUCAAAGGGGACUGUGCCUACAUCAUGUCAGAAGACAGAGUCAACAACCAGUUCAAGAUAUCCUUGGACAAUUCCUACGCUUGCAUGCUCGACUCACAGCAGCUGUGCCAAGAUAGGAUGCUGGUCAUUCAGUUGCCUGGCAGCCACACUACGAUCCGAGCACAGGGAUACAUCUUUGAGAUCGUGGAACCAACAGGGAUUAUCCGAUACGACUUCUCGUCCGACUACUUCAGAACAGAAUUCCUCAUGGGCUCAUCUGACACCAUCACCAAAAGGGGGUCUUUCAUGUACUUGACCUUGAAACGGUUCGCCAUCAGCGUCAAGUGGAGCUUGGAGGACAUUUUCUUCAUCACAGUCGACAUCUUCGAGCGCCCUGAUUUGUUCGGACGUGUGAAUGGGUUGUGUGGGAACUUCAACAACGACCACACCGACGACUUCCACAACCCCUUUGGAAUAGCCACCCCCUACGAGGGCGACUUCGGAAACAGCUGGGCCGAUACGGAGCUAUCGCCCUCUUGUGAGCCGAUGCAGCCAGAUGACCACCCCUGUCUGGAAGUGAGCGACCAAGUGAGGAGUGAUGCACUUGAGAUCUGUGUCCAGAUCACCGGAUGUCCAUUCAACGACUGCGCCAACUCGAGUUCGUACUGUGCUGAUCAGACAAUAGCUAACUGUCUGUACGAGUUCUGUCUGGCCCACGUGCAGGAUAGGGACCCGGAACAAGCAGUCUGCAACACCUUCCAGACAUUCGCCCUGGCCUGUGGCGAUAUGGGUUACCCCAUCGGAACGUGGAGAUCGGACGAAUUCUGCGGUAAGAAACAGUGUCCUGGCAACAUGGUCUACAGCGACUGUGGCUCUUCGUGUGUGGCCACGUGUCGUACCAUCCACACCCACCAGCAGACAGACAUGUGUACUACAGAGUGCAACCCAGGCUGUUUCUGUCCUGAGGGGACCUUCCUGAACGAGGACCAGUUGUGUGUAGAGAGGGAGGAGUGCACGUGUUCUUAUGACAAGGAGACCUACAAGACUAACGACACAAUUCAAGUGGACUGCAACGACUGUACAUGCAAGGGUGGCUUCUGGGAUUGCACCAACUACAUUUGCGACUCCCUCUGCGAGGUUAGAGGUCACGGACACCUGAAGACAUUCGACGGACUCACGAUCCAGUACCCAGGAACAUGCGACUACGUACUUGUACAGACAUACGAAGCGGAAGAUAAGGAUUUGAAGAUGAUUCUGAAGACCAGGUGUGCGGAUGAGACUGUGCCCUACGGAUGUGUGAAGGCGAUAGUAAUGUAUGUGGCGGGCGUGUUCCAAGGCAAAAGCCACAAGAUCGAAAUGGACGGGGAUGAUUUGAUCGUGAACGGAGAGACAAUGAGUCCAUCGGAAACUAUUCGAACUGUGGACGGGAUCCAAGUGCUUCGACUGACCACAAGCUACAAUGCUGUGUAUGCGGCCGGGGUGCGAGUGUUCUACGACAAACGAUCAAUAAUCGGCAUCUACAUUUCACAGUUCUACCAAGACCUGGUUGAGGGUUUGUGUGGUACUUACAACCACAACCCGAGAGACGAUUUGCGACUUCGUAACCGGAUGGUACAUGCACUGGCAGCCACUUUUGCCUCCGACUGGGCUGAGGACGACACCGACUGUUUCAACCCCAACUCAACCUCGGAAUUUAUAAGCAUCAAUUCACCCUGUGAUCACGUUUCAACCACUCUAGAAGAACCGGCUAAUGAUCACUGCGCGGUGCUCAUAUCGCCGACAGGUCCAUUCGCCGACUGUCACAACCACUUGGACCCGAUUGAUUACUGGCGCCAAUGCAAGUACGACUACUGCUCCUACCCCAUGAUGACAGCCAAUGGACAGGUCGACAACGACAUCUUCCUUUCAGUUCGAUGCUCCGCCAUCGCAACAUAUGCUCAACGGUGCGGCUACUACUCAUGGCUGGACACGACUCUUCUGGACACCUGGAGAGAAGUAACUGGAUGCACACAUGAGGGCUGUCCAAACACUCUAAUGAAGUACACCGAACGGGCGAACAUGUGUGGACACAGUUGUCGGCUAAUGUCGGAGAUGUCGCUUCUCGGCUACAACUGCGACUCACAUCGCAAAGUGGCGGGAUGUGCUUGUCCCGAUGGCAUGGUGUGGGAUGACGCGAGUAAUAGCUGUAUAGAAGAGGGCACUUGUAAUUGCUACCACAUGGAUGUAGUGACGCCUAAUGGGGGAACUUACGAGGCUGGAUGCAUGCACUGCAUUUGUAACGGCGGCUUGUUCGAGUGCACGAUCGAUGAACCCCCCUGCACCGCCGACUGUCCCGGGAACCUUGAGUUCAAAGCCGACGUCUCUCCCUGCCUACCCAAUUGCGACUCCCCCGACGACUACAAUGCGACCUCAUGCCCCCACGACAUAGUCCCCGGUGCAUGUGUGUGUCCCCCAGGAAUGGUUCUGAAGUACGCCUUGAGUAGUAUCUGUGUGUCUCCUGACGAGUGCUCCUGCUCCUUCGAAGGCCAUGAUUACGAAACAGGGGACACUAUCACCCGUGAUUGCACGACAUGUACAUGUAUGGGCAAAAACUGGGACUGUGAGAGCAACGAUUGUCCAUCGACUUGCUAUGCGGUGGGCGCGCAUGUAUACAAAACAUUUGAUGACUACCAGUACCAUUUUGGUGGGAGGUGUGGAUACAUGUUGCUGAAGACAACUGAUGGCAGACUGGAAGUCAAGGAGCAAGAUGUGAUGUGUGGAACUAGCAACUCGGUGUGUGCCAAGUCAGUCUACAUCCUCUACCGCGAAGACGUCACAAGUCCCUUCACAACCAUCGAAUUCAUUAAGGGCGAAAACGUUAGGAUAGACGGAGUGGUGGUGCCAAUGGAGACUCUGCAGUCUAUUUACACUGUCAGUGAAGGACUGACGCUGCGCAGUGUGGGAUACUUCUUUGUGGCGCUCAUUCAAAAUGCCCAUACUCAUGUCAGCAUCUCCUGGGACGGAGAGAUGUCAAUCUACAUACGAAUCGGAGAGAUGCACAGAUUUGAGACACUGGGUUUGUGUGGUACAUUUGACGGGCUGCCCGACAACGACUUCCUCUCUCCCGCCAACAUCACCAUGGGAACAGCCUGUGCCUUCGGAGACAGUUGGGUCGCCAUGGAUUGUGGCGAAACCGACUGUCUGGACUAUGCCGCCGAGGUGAAUAAAACAUACGGGUACAGAGAGGCUUGGGCUAUGGAACAAUGUGCACGCAUCACAGACACUUCCAUAUUUGGAAAGUGUCAUGACAAGAUUGACCCUACAAGUUACGUCAUGGACUGUCGCACGGAGAGCAUGGGAUGUGCAUUCGGGGGUGACUCUGGUGGUUGUGACCCGUGCAGUGGGGAGCCGAUCAACCUACUCGCUAUGGAUCCGAUGGAAGUGGCCCUUCCCCUGGAGACGACCUGUCCGUCUUAUAGGGUGUGUGGACCGGCGUGCACUCUCACCUGUCAGAACUAUGGCAGCGAGGAGAUCCACAACUGCACUUUAGAUGACCAAUGCUACGAGGGUUGUUUCUGCAUGCAGGGAUACAUAUACGAACCUACCACCAAGAAGUGUGUGUUGCCCGGCAACUGUCCCUGUGCUCUUUCUAUGGAGGGUUCAACUGAGGUCACUUAUGUCAGCCAAGGGUACAUUUACUACGAAAGCGACUGCACUAGAUGCGAGUGUUCGACUUUCGGCGAGAUGAUCUGCGUGAAAGAAUUCUCCAACCCCGGCUGUGGGUGUGACCCUGACCUAGAGAUCCCCUGCAGGGGAGAGGGGGACAACGCCACUGACAUCUGCAUGUCUAUUAUCUACACUUGCGACAACUUCCCCGACUGUCCCUACGGAGAAGACGAAAUGAACUGCACGACCUGUGCUAGACCUGAGCUCGAGUGCAACAAUGACUUCGGGGGCACGAAGCACUGUCUGUCGCCCUCUGACCUGUGUGACGGGGAGUGCGACUGUGUCGUCACUGUGUCUGGCACAGAGGGCUACUGCUCAGAUGAGGCCAACUGCACCAGCCAAUGCUACGAGUGGCAAUACCAGUGCCAAGUCAACACCGAGAUUUGCAUCCCCAAAUCAUUCGUUUGCGACGGUGAAAUGGACUGCGGCGAUGACGACCACUCAGAUGAGGCCAAUUGCACGUUCUGCGACGAGGGCAGUGUUGUGUGUGGUGACCUUGAGAACAACGUCAUGAUCAGCAAAUUCGGAGUGUGUAUCGAGGUAGGGCAGAUCUGCGACGGCCAUGAUGAUUGCGGGGACGGGUCAGACGAACCUCCCUUUGUGGGUAACCGAAGUGACCUGUACGAGCAUUGCAAUUAUACAUCCGAAAAAAUCGAAACAACCUUCAGACCUACUUCGAGUUCAAGUGCAAGUUAG